This is a messenger RNA of Cyprinodon variegatus (sheepshead minnow), 2020 nucleotides long. Its product is annotated as glutamate receptor ionotropic, delta-1-like. The transcript is spliced from 11 exons. Gene Ontology annotation, cellular component: postsynaptic membrane; plasma membrane. Gene Ontology annotation, biological process: monoatomic ion transport; synaptic transmission, glutamatergic; modulation of chemical synaptic transmission. Gene Ontology annotation, molecular function: glutamate-gated receptor activity; transmitter-gated monoatomic ion channel activity involved in regulation of postsynaptic membrane potential. Lineage: Eukaryota; Metazoa; Chordata; Actinopteri; Cyprinodontiformes; Cyprinodontidae. The record is from RefSeq and is a predicted model, not a curated record. The annotation marks the transcript as partial.
GUGUCCAACCUCUACCUGUAUGACAGCGUGUUGAUGCUGGCCAACGCUUUCUACAGGAAGCUGGAGGACAGGAAGUGGCACAGCAUGGCAAGCCUGAACUGCAUCAGAAAGUCCACCAAGCCAUGGAACGGAGGCUGGUCGAUGCUGGAGACCAUCCAGAAGGGAAACAUCACAGGUCUGACAGGAACAAUGGACUUUAAGGAUAGCGGCUCAAACUCCCACGUCCAGUUUGAGAUCCUCGGCUCCAGCUUCAGCGAAACCUUCGGCAAGGACAUCAAAAGGCUGGCGACAUGGGACUCAGUUCACGGACUAAACGGGAGUCUGAAGGAGAGUCGGAUAGAGAGCGGGAUGCAGGGGCUGACGGUCAAAGUGGUCACACUGCUGGAGGAUCCUUUCGUCAUGGUGGCAGAGAACAUCCUCGGGCAGCCCAAGAGAUAUAAAGGAUUCUCAAUUGACGUGCUGGAUGCCCUCGCUAAGAUCCUGGGCUUUAAAUAUGAGAUCUAUCAGGUUGCAGACAGCAAAUACGGCUCUCAGCUUCCCAAUGGCUCCUGGAACGGGAUGAUCGGAGAUCUCAUCAACAAGAGAGCCGACCUGGCGGUGUCAGCCAUCACCAUCACACCAGAGAGGGAAAACGUGGUCGACUUCAGCAAGCGUUACCUUGACUACAGCGUUGGCAUCCUUCUGCGAAAGCCUGAGGAGAAGAUCAACAUCUUCUCCCUGUUCGCCCCCUUCGACCUGGCAGUAUGGGCCUGCAUUGCUGCUGCCAUCCCAGUAGUGGGAGUCCUCAUCUUCCUGCUCAACAGGCUGCAGGCUCUGCGCUCCUCUUCCUCCCAGAAUGCACCACCAGGCCAUCUUACUAAUGAAGUGGGGUCCGGCACGCUGCACAGCGCCAUCUGGAUCGUUUAUGGAGCGUUCGUUCAGCAAGGAGGUGACAGCGUGGUUGGCUCGGUGGCUCUGAGGAUCGUCAUGGGCAGCUGGUGGCUCUUCACGCUCAUCGUAUGUUCAUCGUACACGGCCAACUUGGCAGCAUACCUCACGGUUUCACGCAUGGACCAUGCCAUACGGUCCUUCCAGGACUUGGCGAGGCAGAUUGAGGUGGACUAUGGCACAGUAAGAGACUCUGCUGUCUACGACUACUUCAGGAACAAAGGCACCAACCCUCUGGAGCAGGACAGCACGUACGCAGAGCUGUGGAGAACCAUCAGCAAGAAUGACGGCUUGGACUACUCUGUGUCCAGCCCCUCCGAAGGCAUCCGCAAGCUCAGGGUCUGUGGCUACAGGCGCACCGUUCUCAGGAUCCUGGAGCUGCAGGAGAGAGGCGACCUGGACAUCAUGAAGCAGAAGUGGUGGCCUCGUACGGGACGCUGUGACCUCAGCAGCCAUGCCAGCGCCCAUCCUGACGGCCGCUCCCUCAAGCUGCACAGCUUUGCUGGCAUCUUCUGCAUCCUGGCCGCCGGCCUCCUGCUGGCCUGCAUGGUGGCCGGCCUGGAAGCGUGGUGGAACAGCAACCGCUGUGGGCAGGAGCAGCCCAAAGAGGACAAGGAGGUGAAUCUGGAACAGGUGCAUCGCCGUAUGAACAGUCUUUUGGACGAGGACUUGGCCCACAAGCAGAUCCCCGGACCCUCUAUCGAGAUCUCUGCGCUGGACAUCGGCAGCGUGCAGCCCAGCCAGGGCUCUCUGGUUCCGGGCCCGGAAUACCCGCCAUCGGGUCUCACUGUGACCACCUACCUGCCCGGGGAGGGACCCCCACCUCCCCCUCUUCCCCAUCCUCACCAUGGGGGGACCCUAGGCAGGACGCUGCCCCAAUCCCAGGGCCCUGGGUUGCCCCCCCACCACCCUCUCAGCAGCACCAGCCUCAGCGGCACCAUGCAGUGCAAACACCGGGCUCCCAACGGGGGGCUCUUCCGGCAGAGCCCUGGCAAGACACCCAUGCCAAUAUCCUACCAGGCAGUCUCCGCAGGACCCAUACCCGAAGCCAUUGAUCCCUCCCACAGUACAUCCAUAUAGAGACAGGAUGGGA